UCUCGCAUAGAGGCGAAUCCCUCGCCACAUAGACGAUCCUCCCGUCGUCACUCUCACUUUUGUGACGACUUUCGACUGCUUCAACUAGACGACUUGUAUCACCAACAACUCACUGUCAAAAAUGGCUCCCGCUGCUACCGGAGUUUCCGCUGCUGGCGUUCCUGCAAGUGUGCCCGCAAAUGCCAAGGGCCUCAAGAACUCGGACGCCGCCGCUGCUGCCAACACCGAGAACACCGUCUCGGAGAAGGAGGUCAAGCUUGAGGCUGCCCGCCUCCUCUCGUCGGCUGACAAGGAUGCCGUCCAGGAGCUGGUGAACCUCGUCAAGAUCGAGGGCACUCAGAGCCUUUUCGACCUCGGCAUCGAGGACAUCAUCUCCAAGGGCCUCGGCGACAAGAAGAACGCCGCCGCCCGCGAGGGUGCCUGCGCCCUCAUCUCGUCGCUCUGCGAGCAGGGCGUCGGCCACGAGGUUGAGCCUUUCAUCUUUGAGACUGUGCUCAACGCCCUCGUCGAGACGAUGGGUGACAAGGAGAAGAACGUUCGCCAGGCUGCGCAGGACGCCCUGCGCAACUUUGUCCAGGUCAUGAGCAACUGGGCAGUCCCCCAGGUUCUCAAGGUGCUCCUCCACCAGGCCAAGACUGCCGGCAAGUGGCAGGUCAAGACCGGCUGCGUCGCCACUCUCGAAGAGCUCGUCGUUGCUGCGCCGGACCGCAUGGCCGCCGCCAUGCCUGACAUCAUUCCCGUCAUGGCUGAGGUCAUCUGGGACACAAAGACCGAUGUCCAGAAGGCUUCGCGCGCUGCGCUCAAGAAGCUGUGCAACCUCAUCAGCAACAAGGACAUUGAGCGCUUCAUCCCUGCUCUCAUCAACUCGCUCAUUCACCCCGUCGAGGAGGUGCAAAAGACCGUCAACUUGCUCGGUGCCACCACCUUCGUGUCCGAGGUCGACUCGCCUACAUUGGCUCUCAUGUCGCCCCUGCUCCAGCGAGGUAUCUCGGAGAGGCCCACGCCCAUCAAGCGCAAGGUUGCCGUUAUCAUCGACAACAUGUCGAAGCUCGUCGACAACGAGCGGACGGUCCGGCCGUUCAUUCCCAAGCUCCUCCCCGGUCUCAUCAAGAUGGAGAGCACCAUGGCCGACCCAGAGGCUCGUGGCGUCAUCCAGAAGGCGAUCAAGACCCUCAGGGAAGUCGGUCAGGUCGAGGGUGACGGCUCCGUCGUCAAGCCCCUCGAGGACGUCGACUUCAAGCAGACGCUUGCCAAGGUCACCGAGGCUCUCCAGAAGGAGGGCCUUUCGGGCCCAUCGACCCACGUUGCCUACAUCGCUCAGCUCGUUACCAACCUCUCCAAUGCGCGCGACUUUGAGGGCACCGAGUGGGACUCGACCCUUGUUCCCUAUGUUUCGCUCCUCAAGGGUGCUGAGCAGGCCAAGGUCAAGAGCGUCAUCUCGCAGCUCCUCCUGGCUCUUGCCAAGAGCACUGGUGAGGAGGCCGAGGUGUUUGAGGACGAGGAGGAAGGCGAGGACCUGUGCAACUGCCAGUUCUCGCUUGCCUACGGUGCCAAGAUUCUCCUCAACACGGCCACCCUGCGCCUCAAGCGCGGCCACCGAUACGGUCUCUGCGGCCGAAACGGUUCGGGCAAGUCUACGCUGAUGCGUGCCAUCCAAAACGGCCAGGUCGAGGGCUUCCCCUCGCCCGACGAGGUCCGAACUUGGUACGUCGAGCACGACCUCGACGGUUCCGAGGGAGACAUCUCUAUCCUUGAUUUCAUCAUUGCCGACAAGCGCCUCAACGUCACCAAGGAAGAGGCUGCUAGCACCCUCCUCGAGAUGGGCUUCGACGCCCACAAGCAGAGCUCGCCGAUUGCUGCGCUCUCGGGUGGCUGGAAGAUGAAGCUGGCCCUGGCCCGUGCCGUCCUGUUCAAGGCCGACAUUCUCCUCCUCGACGAGCCGACGAACCACCUUGACGUUGUCAACAUCAAGUGGAUCACCGACUACCUCACUGGCCUCACCACGGCCACGUCGAUCAUCGUCUCGCACGACUCCAAGUUCCUCAACGACACCUGCACUGACAUCCUCCACCUCAACCGCUUCAAGAUCAAGAGGUAUCCGGGUAACCUCGACGCCUUUGUCAAGCGCGUCCCCGAGGCAAAGAGCUACUCUGAGCUCAACUCGGGCGAGGACUACUCCUUCAAGCUCCCCGACCCCCCGCUCCUGGAUGGUGUCAAGACCAAGGAAAAGUCGCUGGCCAAGAUGCGAAACGUCAUGUUCCAAUACCCCAACACGCCCGAGCCUCAGCUCAAGGGCAUCACCAUGCAGCUCUCGCUCUCGUCCCGUGUCGCUGUCCUCGGCCCCAACGGCUCGGGCAAGUCGACGCUCGUCAAGCUCCUUGUCGGUGACACCGAGCCCAACUCGGGUGAGGUGUGGAAGCACCCCAACCUGGUCAUUGGCUACGUUGCCCAGCACGCGUUCCACCACAUUGACCAGCACCUCGACAAGACGCCGCUCGAGUACAUGCUGUGGCGGUACCAGACCGGCGAGGACCUCGAGGAGAUGAUGAAGGGCUCGCGCCAGCUCACCAAGGAGGACGAGGAGAAGAUGAAGAACGGAGAGGUGGUCAUUGUCGAGGGUGUCAAGCGCCUCAUCGACGAGAUUGUCGGGCGAAAGAAGCUCAAGAACUCGUUCCAGUACGAGGUCAGCUUUAAGAAUUACUCUUCUGCCGACAACCAGUGGCUGUCGCGUGACGACCUCAUCAGCCGUGGUUUCGAGAAGAAGGUCAUGCAGGUCGACUCGCGCGUUGCCCAGGAGCUCGGCAUGAACCGGCCCCUGGUCAAGAAGGAGAUUGAGCAGCACUUUGCCCAGCUCGGUCUCGACCCCGAGUUCACUUCGCACUCGCACAUGGCCGGUCUUUCGGGUGGUCAGAAGGUCAAGGUCGUGCUGGCUGCUGCCACAUGGCGAAGGCCGCACAUCAUCAUCCUCGACGAGCCCACCAACUUCCUGGACCGAGAGUCGCUUGCCGCUCUCAUUGCCUCGCUCAAGGACUUCCAGGGCGGUGUCUGCUUCAUCACGCACUCGCUCGAGUUCUCGGAGAGCGCCGCGCAGGAGCGCUGGAAGAUGAGCAACGGUCAUCUCGAGGCCUCGGGUGCCAACUGGACCGAGGACAGCAUUGGCAAGGAGGGCAAGACCAAGAUCGACACCAAGGCUGACGACGAGGAGGACCAGUUCGACGCGAUGGGCAACAAGAUUGCCAAGACUGAGAAGAAGAAGAAGCUCACUUCUGCAGAGGCCAGGAAGGCGAAGAAGGACCGUAUCGCACGGCGGAAGCGCGGUGAGGAGGUGUUCACCGAUGAGGAGCUCUAAGGGAGCGAACAUGCUGUUCUCGUCACGAUCCUGGGAGACGAUGUCAGAUAGAGAUGGCUUUUUUCUUUCUUUGGCACUAGUUUCAGUUUCCUUUUUU
This is a messenger RNA of Acaromyces ingoldii, 3446 nucleotides long. RefSeq lists its product as hypothetical. Lineage: Eukaryota; Fungi; Basidiomycota; Exobasidiomycetes; Exobasidiales; Cryptobasidiaceae. The transcript is spliced from 2 exons. Gene Ontology annotation, molecular function: ATP binding; translation elongation factor activity; ATP hydrolysis activity. The record is from RefSeq and is a predicted model, not a curated record. The coding region runs from base 122 to 3349 and encodes 1075 amino acids.